CAAGUUUUAACGACAGGGUAAAUCCGAGGAUAAUUACUUGAUUUUGUUAAGCCCUAAAGGAAUUGGACUAUAGGGAUAAUUUACUUUUUAACAUAAACAUAGCUUGAGACUUACGUUGUUAGUUUAUACGAUCUUCAUAUCUUAUUCUCAUUACCCUAAGUUGAGCAGUCUAUAAUGGCGUCUUUGAUGUUUACUGUUUCGACGUCUCCUCUCCUCCAUCCUAGCAUCCGCAACAAUGCUUUCAUGCCCCGCAGAUGCAUCGGCCACAUUCGUUUACACACCACUCCAUCUAUACGUGGCUGCACUCUCUCCAUUCGCUCCUCUUCUUCUCCGGAUGCUGGAUUUACCUGUAUUGAUGGAAAGAAAGAGGGAAAAAGUAUUAGUGAUGAAAUCAAAAUCGAAGUUUCAAGAAUGGAUGCAUCAAUCCAUGUGGUCCCUGGAUUAGCUGUAAUCCUCGUUGGGGACAGAGAAGACUCCGCAAGUUAUGUGAGGAACAAAAAGAAAGCUUGUGAAUCCGCUGGGAUUAAAUCGGUUGAUGUUUGUCUACCUGAAGAUUCCUCAGAGGAAGAGGUGUUGAAAUAUGUUUUAAGCUUCAACAAUGAUCCUACUAUCCAUGGAAUCCUUGUUCAGUUGCCUCUACCAUCGCAUUUGAAUGAACACAACAUUUUGAAAGCGAUUAAUCCAAAGAAAGACGUUGAUGGAUUUCACCCACAAAAUAUGGGACUUCUCGCCAUGCGGGGACGUGAACCCGAUUUUGUUCCGUGUACUCCAAAGGGAUGCAUCGAGUUAUUGCACAGAUACAACGUUGAGAUCGAAGGAAAAAGAGCUGUUGUUAUCGGAAGGAGUAACAUUGUUGGUAUGCCAGUUGCUCACUUACUACAGAAUGAGGAUGCAACUGUUACCACUAUCCAUUCAAAAACCAAGAACCCUGAAGAAAUCACACGGGAAGCUGAUAUCCUAAUCGCAGCGGCUGGGCAACCAAACAUGGUUAGAGGAAGCUGGAUAAAACCAGGAGCAGUCGUCAUUGAUGUUGGGAUUAAUCACAUUGAUGAUCUAAAUGCUCCACGUGGCCGUCGAGUGGUUGGGGACGUUUGCUAUGAGGAGGCUUGCAAAGUUGCAUCAGCCAUCACACCAGUUCCUGGUGGUGUAGGACCAAUGACCAUAGCGAUGCUUCUAUCCAACACUUUAACAUCGGCUAAGAGAAUCCACGAAUUCGAGUGACCUUUGAGGAAGAUUGAUGGCACUUUUUUUAAUUACCAGUUUUGCUCUUUUGGAUCCAAUAGUUUAUCUGGUCUUUUCAUAAAAUGCACCCCAACAGAGUUUUAGGUGGGAUAUAAAAUUUGUUAUUGUUUUACAUUUGUUUACUUCUUGUCUAUUUGUUUUUGUCAUUUGAUUCAGAACUAGUUUGAACUGAUCCUAAACUUAGAUUUUAAAUUACACCAUUAAUAACGAUGACUUAUUUUUGUUGGUAUCUAAAAGAAGGGCCAAAACCUUUUGGCUUGUUUAUAGAGUUGACAUAGUAUCCUACGCCAAACGACAGUAACUAGUAAGCAGCAGCUAUCUCGACUGCAUUUAGCUCUUGCCUAUCUCCAAGGACCUUGAGUGAAAUCAGAUACGAACCAAAAAUACGUUUGUUCUUCACUUUAUAGAGCAAAACUUGGAUCGUUGAGCUAUUCUACACCAUUAGUAUUGAUUUCUUGUUUUCUUCUCUCUUGUUGUACAUUUGAUUCAUUACUUUUUAUUUUAUUUUUGUUACUCUUAUUGGAAGUAGCAAACAAAGCCUUGCUAGUUUGUAAUCAAAUUACUAAUUAUCCUUUUAUGUUUCUUGCAUACAUGAGGAUUGUUAAGACAUUGUCCAGGAUGGAAUGUUGAAUAUACCGUACAUGUUGAUGAAUCUCUUAAUAUUAAGUUUAUUUAUCAACUUCAUGGUAUAGA
This is a messenger RNA of Brassica napus (rape), 1935 nucleotides long. RefSeq names its product bifunctional protein FolD 4, chloroplastic-like. NCBI's taxonomy places the organism in Eukaryota, Viridiplantae, Streptophyta, Magnoliopsida, Brassicales, Brassicaceae. The coding region runs from base 175 to 1221 and encodes 348 amino acids. The record is from RefSeq and is a predicted model, not a curated record. Gene Ontology annotation, biological process: tetrahydrofolate interconversion. Gene Ontology annotation, molecular function: methenyltetrahydrofolate cyclohydrolase activity; methylenetetrahydrofolate dehydrogenase (NADP+) activity. Gene Ontology annotation, cellular component: cytosol. The transcript has 4 exons.